Cyprinodon tularosa is the source of this 2294-nucleotide messenger RNA. RefSeq names its product gastrula zinc finger protein XlCGF57.1-like. The transcript is spliced from 3 exons. The record is from RefSeq and is a predicted model, not a curated record. Gene Ontology annotation, cellular component: nucleus. NCBI's taxonomy places the organism in Eukaryota, Metazoa, Chordata, Actinopteri, Cyprinodontiformes, Cyprinodontidae. Gene Ontology annotation, molecular function: RNA polymerase II cis-regulatory region sequence-specific DNA binding; DNA-binding transcription factor activity, RNA polymerase II-specific. Gene Ontology annotation, biological process: regulation of transcription by RNA polymerase II; central nervous system development. Bases 41 to 2026 code for a protein of 661 amino acids.
CCCCAUAGGUGAGCAUGAAGAGCAGCUUGUUCUGGAUCACAUGAGAACUCACUCAGACCGCCUCCAGGAUUAUGUUGGAAAAGAGGAGGAUUUCUAUGACCAGGAACUCUGUAAACAGGAGACUAAUUCCAGUUUGGACCAAGAGGAACCAGAAACUCUGCAGAUAAAAGAAGAGCAGCAAGAACCAGAACAUUCCUGGACAAAAGAGGAAACCAUGGAGCUCCCCAUUAGUGAGCAGGCAGAGCAGCUUGUUCUGAAGCAGGAGACUGAAGAUACAGGAGAGAAACUGAGUCUUGUUAAAUACAUCAGAAUUCACAUUGACCACCUUCAGGGUUAUGUUGGAAAACAGGAGGAUUUCUAUGACCAGGAACUCUGUAAACAGGAGAGGAAUUCCAGUUUGGACCAAGAGGAACCAGAAACUAUGCAGAUAAAAGAAGAGAAGAAAGAACCAGAACAUCCCUGGACAAAAGAGAAAACCCUGAAGCUCCCCAUAAGUGAGCAGGAAGAGCAGCUUUAUGUGAUUCAGGAUAUUGAAGAGAAACCUUCCCCAUGUUUGACACGGGGAGAAAACUUUCUAAAAAGUGAAAAUUUUAUGGUUCAAAUGAGAACUCACACAGGUCAGAAGAGAAAAAUGUUCACAGCGAAAUCUAGUCUUGAUAGACACAUCAGAAUUCACAGUGGUGAGAAACCUUUUGAAUGUCUUUCCUGUGGAAAAUGCUUCAAUUGGAAAUCUGAUCUUGAUGCACACAUCAGAAUUCACAGUGGUGAGAAACCUUUUUCCUGCACGAUUUGUGACAAAAAUUUUACUCAAAAAAGUCAUUUGACUAGACACAUGAGAAUUCACACAGGUGAGAAGCCUUUUGAAUGUCUGUCUUGUGGAAAACGCUUCAUUCAGAAAUCUAGUCUUGAUACACACAUGAGAAUUCAUACAGGUGAGAAACCUUUUUUAUGUCUGUCUUGUGGAAAACGCUUCAUUCAGAAAUCUGAUCUUGAUACACACAUCAGAAUUCACAGUGGUGAGAAACCUUUUUCCUGUACUAUUUGUGACAAACAGUUUACACGACAGGGUUAUCUAAAUGAACACAUGAGAAUUCACACAGGGGAGAAGCCUUUUGAAUGUCUUUCCUGUGGAAAAAGCUUCACUCGGAAAUCUGAUCUUGAUGCACACAUCAGAAUUCACACAGGUGAGAAACCUUUUUCCUGUACCUUUUGUAAUGUGAAUUUUACUCAAAAAAGUCAUUUGACUAGACACAUGAGAACUCACACAGGUGAGAAGCCUUUUGAAUGUCUUUCCUGUGGAAAAAGCUUCACUCGGAAACCUCAUCUUGAUGCACACAUCAGAAUUCACACAGGUGAGAAGCCUUUUGAAUGUCUUUCCUGUGGAAAAAGCUUCACUUGGAAAUCUGAUCUUGAUGCACACAUCAGAAUUCACAGUGGUGAGAAACCUUUUUCCUGCACGAUUUGUGACAAACAUUUUACUCAAAAAAGUCAUUUGACUUAUCACAUGAGAACUCACACAGGUGAGAAGCCUUUUGAAUGUCUGUCCUGUGGAAAAAGCUUCACUCAAAAAUCUGAUCUUGAUGCACACAUCAGAAUUCACACGGGUGAGAAACCUUUCUCCUGUACUAUUUGUAGCAAACAGUUUACACGACAGGGUUAUCUAAAUGAACACAUGAGAAUUCACACAGGGGAGAAGCCUUUUGAAUGUCUUUCCUGUGGAAAAAGCUUCACUCAGAAAUCUAGUCUUGAUACACACAUCAGAAUUCACACAGGUGAGAAGCUGUUCUCCUGUACCUUUUGUAAUGUGAGUUUUACUCACAAAAGUAGUUUGACUAGACACAUGAGAAUUCACACAGGUGAGAAGCUGUUCUCCUGUACCUUUUGUAAUGUGAGUUUUAUUAAAAAAAGUAGUUUGACUAGACACAUGAGAAUUCACACAGGUGAGAAGCCUUUCAAAUGUCUGACCUGUGGAAAAAGCUUCACUCAGAAAUCUGAUCUUAAUACACAUCAGAAUUCACACAGGUGAGAAGCUGUUCUCCUGAAUGGUCUGUGAAAAGGGUUUUAAACAAGAAGGUUUUGGAGUAUUAAGAUGACAUUUAUUCAUGCAUGAUGUUUAAUGAUUUAUGUUUUUAAAAAAUAUAAAAUCAUUGAUGAACGAGCAGCAAUAAAAACCUCAUGGAUUGUAAAAAUGUGUUUCUUUAUCUGGUUUCAUAUAAAUUAGAAACAAUCUUUUUCCAUGUUUUCUCUGAUAUUUUCAGCCAAACUAAAGCUGUAAAAUAAAUAGUUUAAUGGCA